Molecule: messenger RNA, 930 nt
Organism: Chlorella variabilis
Lineage: Eukaryota; Viridiplantae; Chlorophyta; Trebouxiophyceae; Chlorellales; Chlorellaceae
Exons: 7
Coding region: 1-930 (309 amino acids)
Molecular function (GO): protein binding
Source: RefSeq, a predicted model, not a curated record
AUGGUCAAGCUGACCCCCGCCCUCGUGGAGCAGCUGGCGCCGGGGCAGAGCAGGCUGGAGGAUGUCACACGGCUGGAUGCCAGUGCCAAGGAAGUAACCGAGGUGGUCGACCUGGCACUCUGCUCCAAGCUGGUGCGCUUGGACCUCAGCAAGAACAGCUUGACGUCACUGGACGGCGUCAGCAUGAACACUGGCCUGCGCUGGCUGUCGGCUGCCGGCAAUGAGCUGACCAGCCUGGGGUCGGCCCUCAAGGACCUGACCAACCUGGAGGUUCUCAACGUGGGCCGCAAUCAAAUAGCGGGCAAGGUGGCCGUGCGACUGCCCGCCCUGAAGGCCCUAAUCUUAAACGAAAACCGAAUCACGCUGGUUGGAGGGCUGGAGAAGUGCCGGGAGCUCAACACGCUGGUGUUGAGCCACAACGCUGUUGCCAGCCUAGGCAGCUGGCUGGGUGGGUGUCCCAAGCUGGAGAAGCUGUCAUGUAGCCACAACCAGCUGCAGGAGCUGGGCGCGGCGCUCAAAGGCUGCCCCAUGCUGACGGAACUGCGCCUGAACCACAAUCAAAUCCAUGCCCUGCCUGCCGAGCUGGCCAGCAACACGCGGCUGAGGAUUCUCGAUAUUGGCGGGAACCCCAUUGCUUCUUUUGAUGACAUUCAGGUGCUGUCGCGACUUCCGCAGCUGCGGUCGGUCAGCCUCAAGGGCUGCCCGCUGGCUUCGGCACCUGGCUAUCGUGAGGGUAUCUCGGCGCUGCUGCCCCGCCUGGAAAUCCUGGACACUCAGCGCAUUGCGGAGCGGCCCAGAAAGCAGCUGGCGGCGGCCGCGGCUGCAGCGGCGGCUGGUGCUGCACAAAGCGAUGAACGAGGCGGAGCAGCCGUCAGCAAUGCGGAAGCUGAGGGAGGCGGCGGGCCAGCAGGAACAUGCGUUGCCGUCUGA